Molecule: messenger RNA, 3312 nt
Organism: Phycomyces blakesleeanus NRRL 1555(-)
Lineage: Eukaryota; Fungi; Mucoromycota; Mucoromycetes; Mucorales; Phycomycetaceae
Exons: 11
Coding region: 1-3186 (1061 amino acids)
Biological process (GO): positive regulation of GTPase activity
Molecular function (GO): GTPase activator activity
Source: RefSeq, a predicted model, not a curated record
AUGAACACCAAGCGCCGCCAGAGCUCGGCUCACAGUGAAGAGCUCUUUGAAUUUGUUGACUAUACCUCGGUCUCGCAUUUCGAACGACUCGUUACAGCGAUCGAAGAAACAAUAUAUUCCUGGGGAAUAAAAGACGGGAGUGAUGGAAUUUUUUCUGAUGAAUGCAUCACAAAGGAGUUUAUUCAACAUGAGCUACUGUCCGUCGGUGACGAGACUUAUAAAAUCACUUACAACUACUAUCCCAUUAGUCGGCAAAAAAGCCAGCGCCCCCUUGUGAUGGACGAUCUUUAUUUGUUCACUGACAAUGUCCCAAAGACUUUUCAUCCUUUACAUCGCUGGACGGGGUUUAGUCGUUUCUUAGUAUUUGCACCAUUAUCGGACUCUCUAAAGUCCAAACUAUUUUCUUCCACAAAGACGGUUGUUGAUCUACAACAAGCCAAGUCUUUCAUAUCUGCGUGUGCAAUUGCCGCUCAGAAUACAGGCUGUCGUCUUCCGGUAUUUAUACAAGUCGGGCAGCUCCGGCAUCAUCUUUACAUAGGCUACAUGCUCGGCUCUGACAAGACAGAGAUCCGCUUCAAUACAAUAGUUGCCUCUGCUGUAUCUUCCCGCUACACACAUCUUGAUGGUCUCCGAAAUCUCUUUCGACAAAAGCUAGAAAUGAGGCGUGAAGAUCAGGGAUUUCAUCGAACAGCUGAUUUGGGACCUGUGGAUGCCAUGGCUGUGUUUAGCUACAAUGUAAAAAACUGGUUUGAUGAGGACUGGAAGGAUUCUGAGGAGGAUCUUCUCGAGCCAAUCAUACAUGAUAAGCGAACAUUGGAGAGACCGAUUGUUCAUGGUAUCCUACCCUGUUUACCUAGCUUACCUUUUGGGCCGUUUAAUGACCCCCUUCGUACUCUCACAUUAAAUGCCAUCUUCCCCCUGACUGACGAGACUGCCUACAGCGACAGUGCACUCCACUCUGAAAUGGAUGCUCUUACCGCGAAGCACUGGCGCAUCUCACAUGAAUUUGGACCUUCCAGCCAACAGCGUUCCUUCCUUUCAAGUUUACUCACUCAGGCAGUUUACUCGUGGGUAAAGGAUCCCACAAAUCGAGAAUAUCUUGCGCCUUACGAUAACAACAACAAAGGAGAUGAUGCUGAAACUUAUGGACAAGACAACGGACUUGUACGAAACUUGUUAAAUGCAAUGGGACAAACACGCCCAAUAGCCCAAGGAUCUAACCAAAUCACAGUCGUAAAAUCGGACCAACUGGAACAGGUCCUUAGCUCGCUUUUCCAGGCGAACCAAGAGCACCAAAAAACUGCUCAUUUCACUCAAGAGCAUAUUAGAGGCACAUCGCUUUUUAGUGCCCAUGCUCUUGUUUUGCGCAUCAAGUAUGGCGCGGCAGUUCCCUAUCGCUCUUUUCUGUGGAAUUUUUUGGUCUAUUCUCUCCAUACACUGUCUGAUACUUCCAAGCCUCAUGCAAUUCCAUCGUAUAUGGGCUUUUUGCGUAUCUUGUGGAUAGAAAUUCUGCGUCAAAUUCGAUGGCACUGGGAGCACCUAGUUCCCAUCCCUAAUGUCUCCCCUUACCUAUACCAACCUUCUUAUGCAAAUGAAGGUCCCAUGCACGAGAGUAGUGAGACUGUGAAACCUGAUAUUACAAAGACUCUUGGAAUUGAUUUGAGAUUCAAUAGAUUACAUCAAAAGCUUGCUAUGAUCAAUUGCUGUAUUUAUCGGCGUUUGCAAGAAGCCACAAAGAGACGCGAUGCAACACCCAAGCGUAAAGUAAAAAAGACCACGGGAUCUCAAAAGCCUAAUCGACGAAGCCCAAGUCUUUCCGAGAAGACUGAACAAGAUUUAGUUAUUAGUGACAGCGAGAUAUUCUUUGAUUCGAUAGAGGAUAUGGAAGAGAUAGAGGACUUGGAGGAAAUUGAAGACAUGGAAGAUAUUGAUGAAAUCGCAUCCUACCAAUAUCCAACAAAGGGAUCUUCUACUGUAGAAAACAAACCUAUUCGUCCCUCACGGUCUAACAGAUCUUCUGUUUCGGAUGUAUCUGACACAGCUAAUCCCCAUUCCAUGAGCGAGUCCUUUGUCCGUCUAAACUAUUCGCCAAACACAGAUUCCGAUAAUUAUACAGCAGGACUUCAUUUCCCUCAUCACAACCCAUCCGAUGGUGGAUAUAUGAACGACGUAGAGAAUGAGAUACAAGACGAACAUUCGUUUGAAGGAAGAGACUUCCAGCAUCCAUCUUUACGCCUUAUAAAAACGUAUGAACCCAUGUGGAUCCCCCACACACAAAAUCCUGGGUUUAUGACCGAAGACAUGAUCGAACAACAGACAGAUGUUUUUGAGAACCUGGGAACAUCCGAGGAUGCCACCCAUAUUCGUGCUAAGUUACAAUCUGCUCAGCUGUAUUCUGAUAUGCAAUCAUUCAAGGCUGCCAAUCCACAUUCUACUUUAGAAGAUUUUGUGCGCUGGCAUUCUCCAAAAGACUGGAUCAAGGAGGAUAUUCCAGGAAAGGAUGAUGAACAAUCUGAAAUCAGAGGUCAAAUGAGUGCGCGAAUGGGGGGAGCUGGAAAUAUUUGGCAAGAGUUAUGGAAGUGUUCUAGAAGAAUACCUUGGGAUCGUCAAAAACCACUUUUUAAUACUUUGGCCGAGGGAGAAAAAGCUUUACACUAUCUGGAAAGCAUGCCAAUUCAUGAAACAUUCUCACUACUGCUGCCUACAGUAGGAUUAAUAGCGUAUGAUACACUCGUUUCCCAUCCAGUGACAAGUCAUUCUCAGCCUGUUAUUGAAGGCUUGUCCAAGUUUGGAAAAGAACUUGUGAAUUUUCCUUGGGAAGACGUUAGAAAUGGAAAGUGUACGAUGGAUAGUCUUAUAUCAAUGGUCAAGCAACAGGAGACCUUGUUAGCCAAUGCGAUUUCCCUCUUGAGAAAGCUUCCAAGACAGUAUUCCCUGGUAGAUCGCCUUUUAGUUUCAUCCCAAACAUAUGUAAAAGAAGGGGAAGAACGCGAGGUUGUCUUUAAAUUCUUUAGAAGUGAACAAGGUACUAUAGCUGAGCCUUAUUCUCGAGAAUAUGUUCUCUACAGUGAUGGGUCUGCAUUGGCUAUGGAAGGAAGAACUUUACCAGAGCGUCAAUAUACAAUUAUCAAAGAAAAUGAAGUACGGAUAAUAGAAAUGCAUACAACUGACACUAUCUGUUCCUAAAAAAAAGCUUUAAAUAAACCAAAUAAUUAUAGUAAUAAUAAUAGUAAUAGUAAUAAUAAUAAUAAUAAUAAUAAAUAGUAUAUUAUUUUAACUCAAAAUUGUACAUAAAUUCAGAUAAUUCAAUAC